AUGGUCUUCCGUCGUUCCCACCGUAAGUCCCGCCACGGGUGCAGCAACUGUAAGCGGCGACGAGUCAAGGUAUGGGCAGUAUCCUCUGAAUUAGAGCAUCAUAUCAACUUACAAGCACAGUGUGAUGAAGGACGACCAACAUGCGCCAACUGCGACCAAAGACAUGACACAUGCAUCUAUACUACCCCAGGUCCAUACACAUUCGCAGAAGAUACAGAGAAGGCUCCCCGAAGGUCACGCAGUCAAAAACCAUCAGAGCCGGAAUCGGCCGGACCCGAUAUCUCCAGUGUCCAGAAUCAUUUGGAUGCCGUGACAAGCAGCUCGACUUCACCAUCAUUAGACAUGAAGCAACUCGAGCUAAUGAUGCAAUGGAUCAAUCACACCCACAGACUCCUCGCUCGCAACGAGGAAACAAGAAAGAUCUGGGAAAUGCCAGUCCUGCAAGAUGCGCUCCAAGCUCCAUUCCUAAUGCACGGGAUUCUCGCCUUCUCUGCCCUCCAUUUAUCAGAACUUUCAGCGUCCAAGUCCAACAACCGUGCUUCUGAAUGGUUGAAUACUGCGAUCGCCCACAAGAACACCGCCUUAUCAAUGUUCUCAGAGCAGCUGUCGAAUAUUAGCCAAGUCAACGUGAAAGCGAUGGUGAGCUUUGCCAGUCUGGCGGUUGUAUUUAGCUUCGCGAGUGCGCGAAAUUUUGGACCGUCCCAGCAAGAGGGACCCAGUCUGGAUGCCCUGAUACAUAUCUUCACCUUAACGCGUGGUGUCCAGCAGGUUGUGAAUGCGGAAACGGCCUUUCUAUUUGCAAGCAACCUCGGCCCCCUAUUCAACAUCAAACCUCCAGAUACGCCUAUGCCAGCGCAAUUUCAAAGUGCGUUUCAACGGUUAGAGAAAUUGAAUUUUGACUGUUCUCACCAAUCGACCGCUCAUGACAUGGCUCCUUAUGAACUAGCCAUUACCCGUCUGCGCCAGCUGGCGCCUUUUACCUUUGCCGAGCCGACGUCGCUGACUUUAGUUGGUGGAUUUGCGAUCCGGGCGCCUGAGGAGUUUAUGGAGGACUUGAAAAAUAGUCGUCCGUUCGCACUCGUGGUGUUGGCUCAUUACUGUGUAUUUUUGCACAUGGCGCGGGAGAAUUGGUGCGUGGGUCCGUGGGGGUCUAUCGUUUUGCGAGAAAUAUCGCAGAUUUUGGCUCCAGAAUGGCGUCCUCAUAUUGAAUGGGCUUUGGAGCAGGUCUCCUAG
Penicillium manginii is the source of this 1233-nucleotide messenger RNA. RefSeq names its product Zn(II)2Cys6 transcription factor domain-containing protein. The transcript has a single exon. Lineage: Eukaryota; Fungi; Ascomycota; Eurotiomycetes; Eurotiales; Aspergillaceae. The record is from RefSeq and is a predicted model, not a curated record. Gene Ontology annotation, biological process: regulation of transcription by RNA polymerase II. Gene Ontology annotation, molecular function: DNA-binding transcription activator activity, RNA polymerase II-specific; zinc ion binding. Bases 1 to 1233 code for a protein of 410 amino acids.